AUGAAUUAAGGCAUAUUCACUUUAUUGUUUCCAUCUAAACCUAAACAAACAUCUGAAAAUUGUUCUGUACCAAUCUAUGUAGAUACUAGCUUUACUAGUAAAAUAAAAAUUGAAAUCAAAUAAAAUAUGUUAAUUAGUGAUAUUUUUAAAUUCAUUCAUGAAGAUGAUGAUAAAUAAAAUUUAUAUCUUGUUUUGAUCCAUUAUUCUGUAUAAAGAAGACUGUAGGAUUAUGAAAAAGUAGAAGAUGUUUUACAUAAUAAUAAUAGCAAAUUUGUUAUAUAUGAUUUUUAGAAAAAAUAACAGAUAUAAGGGUAAAAGUAUCCUAAAUAUUUUGGUAUUUAUAUUAUAUUAAUAAAGAUGAUAAUUUUAAAGCCUAUGGUAUUUAGAGAAAAUUAAAUUGAGCUGUUUAGAUAAAGUUAGACUCUAUAAUUGGUAGAAUAAUACCAAAUUUGAUUUCUAAAUUGAAAACGAAAGUAAAUUAUACUUUUUCUAAGCACUAAAAGAAACUGAUUUUGAUUAUUGGUUAAGAACUAUUUAGGAGUCACUGAAUGCAGCUACAUAUAAAUCUUUGCUUUAUGAAAUGGAUAUCAAAGUGUAAAUAGCAACAAGAACUUAAAUUAAUAGUAUUGAAGAAUUCGCUUAAGAUUCAUUUCAAUAAAUUUAAAUUAAUGGAGGAUAUUUAAAAUAACUAAAAAUCUUAAAUUACUGAUAUUUGUGAUGUUAACAUCUUGGAAUUUCUUUUGACAAAAAAUAAAGAUUUUAUAAGAGAAAUUCGCAAAUAAAUUGAAAAAGAUACUUAUUGUUUAGUAAAACCUCUAGAAUCUCAAUCUUAAGUAGAACCUUUAAGAAUUUUUACAUAAAGAUAUCAUUCAUUAAUUAAGAAAGAUUGCGAUUUAGAUUAAAUAAUUGAAGAUUUAAAUGAUGAGAUUACUUCGGCUUAUUUGGGUUUUUUAAAAAUCUAAAAGAUAAGAACUAAAAUAAUUCAAUAAGCUAGAGUUUAAUUUAAAGAAUAAUUUUCAUAAUUCAAUCCCUCUUUUGAUUAAUUUUAUAAUUGA
Paramecium primaurelia is the source of this 1055-nucleotide messenger RNA. The record is from the annotation of a GenBank genome assembly. Lineage: Eukaryota; Ciliophora; Oligohymenophorea; Peniculida; Parameciidae.